This is a messenger RNA of Lactuca sativa (garden lettuce), 687 nucleotides long. RefSeq lists its product as uncharacterized. The record is from RefSeq and is a predicted model, not a curated record. NCBI's taxonomy places the organism in Eukaryota, Viridiplantae, Streptophyta, Magnoliopsida, Asterales, Asteraceae.
AUGAAGGAAGCUUUGAACGAAGAUGAGAAAACGAGUGAAGAACCUGAUGCUGCUUUGAGGAAUAGUCAGGGUACUAGUUUUCUGGAUCUAAAAUGGGAUACAAAGCCAAUGAAUGUGGAUAAUUUCUCAAACUCAAGAGUUUCUUUUGCAGCCAAAUUGGUUAGUGAAUAUAACAAGAAGACAUAUGCUAGAAUGGUUGAAUCUACAAGUACUGUGGUUGAUUUAAACAUUAAAGUAAUUCCUAAAGUUGAUGGGAAACCAAUUGGCAAAGUUGAAUUGCCCUAUGCAGAUCUUCUGCUUGGAGGAGCUCCCUAUCAUGCUACUCUGUAUGGAUUUUUGUGGAUAUUUGGAUUGAAGGAUAUUAUGGUCAAUGAUGAAGGCUUCUUCUUUUUUAAGUUUGAUUCUAAAGAAGGUAUGAUGAAUGUGAUUGAAGGGGGACCUUGGCUUAUUAACAAUGUUCCAUUGUUUAUCCAAAGAUGGAGACCUGGACUUGUUUUGUGCAAACCACAGAUCAACUCUGUUCCUGUAUGGGUUAAAGUUUUUAAUGUUCCUUUGCAAUAUUGGAAUAGCAAGGGAGUAACAUUGAUUGCUAAUGAAAUUGGGAAACCGAUGGCUAUGGACAAGAUUACGCAAAAGAUGUGUAAUGAGCACUGGGGAAAGGCCUGCAUUUAUGAGAUUUCUCAUUGA